This is a messenger RNA of Nerophis lumbriciformis (worm pipefish), 1737 nucleotides long. NCBI's taxonomy places the organism in Eukaryota, Metazoa, Chordata, Actinopteri, Syngnathiformes, Syngnathidae. The record is from RefSeq and is a predicted model, not a curated record.
AUGUCCCGGUGCUGGUGCAGGCAGGUCCUGCUUGGCGUGGAAGUGGGUAUUGUGGUGGUGGCGCUGGUAGUCGGCACUGCCGGACAGAGCCACGACAGGAGAGAAGCUGGGUCAUCCUGCUACGGAGGAUUUGACCUGUACUUUGUUUUAGACAAAUCUGGCAGCGUGCAACAUUACUGGAAUGAAAUUUAUUACUUUGUGGACCGCCUGGCUUACAAGUUUAUCAGUCCUCAGCUACGGAUGUCCUUUAUAGUCUUUUCAACAGAAGGACGGAUUCUCAUGCCACUAACGGAAGACAGAGAGCAAAUACGGACUGGCUUAGAGAAGCUCAGCAUGGUCGACCCGGGUGGGGACACCAACAUGCAUCUUGGUUUGUCAAAGGCCAGUGAGCAAAUUUACUACGGCACAGGAGAUGGCUACCGGACAGCCAGCGUCAUAAUUGCUUUGACGGAUGGUGAAUUGAGGGAAAAUCAAUUUGAUCUGGCUCAAAGAGAGGCUAGCAGAGCACGCCAGUUGGGUGCCACUGUUUACUGUGUGGGAGUGAAGGACUUCAAUGAAACCCAGCUGUCUACUAUCGCUGACAGCCAAGACCACGUCUUCCCUGUGACCGACGGUUUUCACGCACUGCAUGUGGUCAUCGACUCGAUCCUUAAAAGGUCUUGCAUCGAGAUUCUAGCCGUCGAACCCUCCAGCAUCUGUUCAGGCGAAUCUUUCCAGGUGGUUAUAAGAGGAAAUGGCUUCUUUCACGCCCGAGAUGUUCAGAAAGUCCUCUGCAGCUUCCGCAUCAACGACACCGUGACUGUUAUGAAAAGACCUUUGGUGGUGAGAGACACCUACCUGUUGUGCCCGGCUCCUGUUUUGGAAAAAGAAGGAACGGCUGCCACGCUUCACGUCAGCAUGAACAACGGGCUGAGUUUCAUAUCCAGCUCCGUCACAAUUAAAGCUGUCACUUGUUCUGACGGCACCUUUGUGGCCAUUGCUCUCCUCAUCCUACUCCUCCUGCUCAUCAUUCUUCUUCUGUGGUGGUUCUGGCCUCUCUGCUGCACUGUGGUCAUACACGAACCACCUCCACCACCCGCAGAAGAGGACUUCUCUGACGACGAGGACGAUUUUCAUAAGAAAAGAUGGCCCACUGUGGACGCCUCAUACUACGGAGGCAGAGGAGUUGGAGGCAUCAAAAGGAUGGAGGUCCGAUGGGGCGAUAAGGGCUCCACUGAGGAGGGAGCGAAGCUAGAAAAAGCUAAGAACGCUCGGGUGGUGAUGCCCGAAGAGGAACCCGACGAGCCCGCUCCGCCGCGACCGCGUUACCAUGUCAGAAGAUCCGUUCAUUCUCAUAAAUGGUAUUCGCCCAUCAAGGGCAAACUGGAUGCUUUGUGGGUUUUCCUUAGAAGAGGCUAUGACAGAGUGUCCAUCAUGCGACCUCAUCCUGGAGAUAAGGGCAAGUGCAUCAACUGGACACGAAGCAAAUCCUACCCCGCUCCUCGCUACCCCAUCUACAAGCACACGUCCGCGCACAUCUACACGCUGCCCUACAGUCCCCGACGUCGCUCCUCGCUCGACUUGUCGGACUUGCCGCCCUCACCCACCGCCACGCUGCCCCCUUUGCCCAGCUCGCCUCCGCCGCCACCAUUUUACACACCCCCUCCUAACAGAUCUUCCUCCGUCUCCGUGCAGACGCUCUGUAGGGCCCCACCUCCAUCCCGCCCCCCGCCACGCCCCAACCACGAGGACUGCUGA